GAAGAAGUGUAGUAUUGGAUUAUCUAGGAAGUUUACUUGAGCAGGAUGAAGUUUGGUAAGUAUCUUGCCUCGAGACAACUUGAGUUGCCAGAGUAUUCUGGUCAUUUCAUUGACUAUAAAGCACUAAAGAAAUUGAUCAAACAAUUAGCUAAACCAGCUACCGCUUCUAAACACGGAAUAGAUACACCCUUAUCACAAGAUGAGAUCCAACAGACAUUGAAAGAGAAUAAAGCAUCGUUUUUCUUUAGGGUUGAAAGAGAAUUGGAUAAAGUGAAUUCAUUUUACUUGGAAAAACAAGCUAAUUUAGCAGUAAAUUUAGAUUUAUUGGUUAUGAAAAGAGAUGAAUUAUUUUCAAAAUCAAAAGAACACACUGAUGGUACGAAUAACACCAAUAAUUCAAAUGCAAAUUUUAAAAAAUCAAUUUCAUAUUUAAACUUGUACCAAAAUUUUAAAAAAAUUCAUCAAGAUUUGAUCAGAUUACAACAAUUUAUAGAAUUAAAUGAAACUGGGUUUAGUAAAGUUGUUAAAAAAUGGGAUAAAAGAUCAAAAUCCCAUACUAAAGAACUAUUCAUAUCAACAGCAGUUAGUGUUCAACCAGUUUUCCAUAAAAAUGAAAUUAAUGACUUGAGUGAUUUAGUUACUCAAUCUUUAUUUGACCUUGAAUCAAUUAUGGAUGGCGAUUAUUCUGCUUUAGAUAAUUAUAGUGGGUUCCCAAAUAAACAAUAUUUACCCCACCCAGGAUUCUCCCGUACAAAUUCAACCUCAAAUAUUCAAAACGAACAGCAUGAAAGACAUGGUUCAGUUUCUUCAAACUUUCAAUCAAGACACGGGUCAAUUGUGCAUUCUGAUAAUAAUGAAAUUGAUGAAUUAUACUCAAGUUUCGUCAAUGUGGCAACCAUUAAAGAUACUGAUUUGUCAGUCUUGAGCAGAUGGAUCGAUAAAGUUAGAAGUCCUUCAAAACAAAAUAAUGAUGACGAUAAAUUGACUAGCGAAACUAAAAUACAGUUCAGCAGUACAGAAUCUUUUAAGCUUUCCAAAAUCUUCCUAUUAUCCAUAUCAAAUUUAAAAAUAUCUGAUAAUUUCUUGGAAUCUUUCCUUAAAUUAAUCGAUUACCAAUUAGAUUUUGGUUUCAUUAGUGAUGAUUUCAAUAACAAUAAAAACGUAAUCCAUGAAUGUUGCUCUAUUGCUCUAGCCUCAACCCAUGAAAGUAGUCAACAUGUUCUUAUCAAUAAUGGUGUCAAAGUUUUAAACUCUACCGAUAGCAUAGAUCAUUCAAGAAAAUUCAUUGUUGAAUAUAUUGUGAAUAAAGUCUCACCAAAAACCCUCCAAAGACUUCUAAUUUGCAGAGACUUUAAUGGCCGUAAUUGCCUACAUUAUGCAUCUCAAAAUAAUCGAUUGGAUUUACUCGAUAUCAUCUUACCUUAUUUCCCAAAAAAUCAUAUAGAUGAUUUGGAUAACGAAUCAAUGUCUGCCUUACUAUUAGCUAUAAAACAUGGUAAUUUUGAAAUCAUUAAGAAAUUAGUUCAAAUGGGAAGUAAUUGCUCUCCUAAACUUGACGAUUCUAAAUUGCAAUACUUACCAAUAAAUUACGUUUGUAAAUAUGGUGAUUUUCAAACAGUUGAAUUUCUCUUAUCCUCGUGUGAUCCAAAUACUGCAUUGGUUAAUCAACAGGAUGUCGAAGGUUUAUUGCCUCUUCAUGUUUUGGCAAGAUCUGGUCACUACAAAUUAAUAAAACUUCUAAUUCAAUAUGGUGCUGAUGUUAAUAAGCUUGACGGUUUAAACAAAUGGCCUCCUUUAUUCUAUGCUGCACUGGAAGGUCAUGUUAAAACAACUCAAGAAUUAGUUAACGUUGGUGCUAAAUUAGAUAUUAUUGAUGAAGAUGGCUAUAAUGUUUUAUACUACUGUGUCGUCGAAGGUCAUAUUGAUGUUCUUAACCAAUUGCUUACUUACCAUAGACAGGCUUUCGGUAACAAAAACUUCCCUCCGAUUUCCCCUCCUUCAAUAAUUGAUAAAUCAAGUAUGCAUUCUUCAUCUUCUCUGGAAAAUUCUACAAAUAAGGAUGGUGCAGCUAUGUCUAUAUUAGACGAGGGUGAUGACUCAGAAGACAGUGGUGGUAUCGAAAAAGGAAACGUCGAGUCAAUCCCUCAUUUGGAGUUACCUCCUCCUAUUUUACCCUUGAGAAGAUAUGGUCAUAACUUUUUGGAACAAAAGGUAUUGAUUGAGUUAAUUUUCCCAAAUGAUUCCGAUUUCAUCAAUCUUUUUAAUUCAACAACUGAUCUAAAGCCCGGAAGAAUAACUUUAACCUCUAACAUAUCAGAUAUAGUCCCUAGAAAUAUUUUGUUACCAGUUGCUGAUGAGGCUAAGGCCAAUAACAAAUGUAUCUUUCAAACUGAUAUUGAUUCUCUUAAUGAGUUCAGAAUUGACUUUGAAGUAUUCCCCAAGUUUGGUACAAGAUUAAUUGCUAAAACAACAGCAUUAGCAUUUUCACAAAUUGAUACUUCAUCUCCUGAAAUAAGCUCCAUUCAAUUACCUUUGUUUGAUUUGAGACUUAAAAAUAUCGGGGAGUUGAAAUUCAACUAUCAAGUCAUCUUUCCAUUUUCUGGUAAUUUGUUAGAAACGUCAAAGUUUGAUACAUAUUGGAAAUCUUCUACAAAUUUUGUCAAGAAUAAUCAAACUUUAAAACUUAAUGCUGCAGGUGGGUUAUCACCUACAAAUUUCUUAUCACCUUCUAGCUUACAAGCCGGAAAAGGUGUUAAUAUUAACCAGAAUAUCUCGACAGGGAAUGGUAAUUCUACCAAUAUCAUAAACACUGUGACAUCUACAUCUGAAUUAAAAUCAGGAGGCGGAAAUUCAUCUUCAUUUGUAACUGCAACCUCAUUAUCUGGUGAAUACUUGAGAAUUAAGAUUUGUUUAUUAAAUGAUGGUACGCCCGUGGUAUGUCCACAUUGGUCAAUUCCGGUAACUGAAAAUAUCGAUUUAUACUUACCUAAUUUAUCUCUUGAACAAUUAAAUUCCAUGACUGAUAAUUUAUUUGAUUACAGAAAAGUGAUUCAUGACUUGUCCAAGAUGACUAAAAAUGAAUUAUCCUUAAUCAAAAAAUUGUUGAAAAUUAUUUACUUACCUUUAGACAUAUUUUUGGAUAUACUCAAUGUGGAGAUAAAUUUAAAUUUAGAAUUAAUUUUUCCUUCUCUCUAUGAAUUAGAAAACCUACCAUUUGUUGUGAACAUUCAGCUGAACUUGAAUAGUUUUAUUGAUAUGACAUUGAAUGACGUUUUCAAUCACAUAAGAUCCCUGAAAAUUAAAUACGGUCCAAGUCUGGUGAGAUCAAUCAUAUUUUUGUCUUCCAACUCUUUAGUUUGUAAGAUUGUUAAUUGGAAACAACCAAACUUUCCGGUAUUUUUAGUUAUGAAUGGUGUUGUUUAUAAUACUUUUACCAAUGAGUUUGAAUCUAGAACUACAAAUGGAUUGAUGCUCAACGAUUUGAAAGAUGGUACAACUACUGACUUACCCUUAUAUAGUUCAAAUAACUCCAAGAACAAGGUUCGUCAAGACAGACUACUUGCUAAUGACCAAGAAUUAACCAUUAGAUCUAUCAAAGAAGCAGUCAACUUUACAAUUAACAAUAAUUUGAUUGGGUUAAUAACAUCAAUUCAUUUAUUAAACUUGGUUCCUAAGCUAAUUCCCUUAAUCAGAUCCAGAGGAUUGAUUUUGGUUGCAUCUAACGACAUAUUCGACUUGAAUGAUGAUGAAAGUACUAUCAGUAAAGAAUUAGAUUGUUAUACAAAGACUGAAAUCAAUGGAUUAAGGUUUGACGAUGUGUUAAGUUUCAAAGAAGAUAUAACUAUGUAA
This is a messenger RNA of Hyphopichia burtonii NRRL Y-1933, 3849 nucleotides long. It is a transcript of the gene PHO81, whose product is annotated as Pho81p. The coding region runs from base 46 to 3849 and encodes 1267 amino acids. The record is from RefSeq and is a predicted model, not a curated record. Gene Ontology annotation, molecular function: phosphoric diester hydrolase activity; protein binding. Lineage: Eukaryota; Fungi; Ascomycota; Pichiomycetes; Serinales; Debaryomycetaceae. The transcript has a single exon. Gene Ontology annotation, biological process: lipid metabolic process.